Solenopsis invicta (red fire ant) is the source of this 1551-nucleotide messenger RNA. RefSeq lists its product as uncharacterized. NCBI's taxonomy places the organism in Eukaryota, Metazoa, Arthropoda, Insecta, Hymenoptera, Formicidae. Bases 1 to 1551 code for a protein of 516 amino acids. The record is from RefSeq and is a predicted model, not a curated record. The transcript has 2 exons. Gene Ontology annotation, molecular function: RNA-DNA hybrid ribonuclease activity; nucleic acid binding.
AUGCUAGGGCGGCGAGUUGUAGCCUCGUUGGGAACAACGAGGGUCAGUGGAUGGGUGGAGAAGGGGUGCCCCCAGGGCGGGGUACUCUCUCCUCUGCUAUGGUGCCUGGUGGUGGAUGGGCUGCUUGAGGGACUGAGUGAAAGGGGCUUCUUCGUGCAGGGCUACGCUGACGACGUGGCUCUGCUAGUGCGAGGACCCUUUCUCGGGUCUCUCUUGGAGCUCAUGCAGAACGCACUGGGAACAGUGGAGCGGUGGUGCAGGGGAACCGGUUUGUCAGUAAAUCCGCUGAAAACGGGGCUCGUUGUUUUCACUCGCAAAUAUAAGGUGGGCACUAUAAAGGGGCCCAUCUUUGAAGGUACAAGGCUAAUCCCAACGGAGUCAGUGAAAUAUCUAGGAGUGAUCCUAGAUAAGAAGCUGUCCUGGAGGGAGCAUCUUGAAAGCCGCUGUAAGAGUUUGUGCUCUUACUUCUGGAUGUGCAGGAGAAUCGUGGGCCAGACGUGGGGGCUGAAGCCCAGGAUGGUCUGUUGGAUCUACACUGCAAUACUUCGACCCAGGCUUACCUACGCAGCAGUCGUGUGGUGGCCGAGGGCGCGGAAGAAAGCGGCGGUGGCGGCGCUCGAGCACAUCAGGGCUCUGAUUUUAAGAGGGGCCCUGGGUGCAAUGCGAACCACGCCGGUGGCAGCCAUGGGCAUUAUGCUCGGGAUUGAACCACUUCACCAGGUGGUGGUGGAGGCGGCGGCGAUCGCCGCACACCGACUAGCCUGUGAACUGAAGUGGAAAGAGGGGACGGCGCAUACUAAGUUCCCCAGCGGCGUGCUGACCGACUCGAUCUUCAGAAUGAGGCAGGACAGGAUGCCAGCAGUUCGGGCUCUGGACAGGCGCUUUAAAGUGCAGGUCACAGGGCUCGCGGACGAGAUUGAACCCGGAGCAUCGGUUCAGGCUUGGGACGGGGACGUCUGGUUCACAGAUGGCUCCAAGACGGGUACGAGCUCCGGCGCGGGCAUUGUUUGCCGACAGAGGGGGGUGGCAGAAAGCCUGCCCCUGGAUGGAUACACCACGGUUUUCCAAACGGAGAUCGUGGCAAUCCUGAGAUGUGCCCAACUGGCCCUGGAAGUGAAGGAGACAGGUGGGCGCGUGAGAAUAUGUUCGGACAGUCAAGCUGCCAUCAAGGCACUCGAAGCUCCGAUUUACACCUCGCGGCUGGUCUGGGACUGCAGAAAUGCACUGGAGAAGCUGGCGAGGGACAAAGAAGUUAUCGUGACCUGGGUCCCCGGUCACUCGGGGAUUGAAGGCAAUGAAGAGGCCGAUCGGCUCGCCAGGGCCGCAUCAAGGAUGGAGGUGUUCGGGCCGGGACCGGUGCUGGGGGUCCCUUUCUGCCUUGGCAGGGAGAGGCUUUGGGCCUGGCUGCGGAACGAGCACCUCGAGUUUUGGAAAAAUGAGCUGGGGACCAAAUGUCGACAGGCCGGGGCUCUGCUGGGGGAAACACCCAGUGAGGACCUAGUUCGGGACAUAAGAUCCUUGAGCAGAAGGGACGCCAGGCUAGUGAUUUAA